UGUGAUGAUUUUUUUAUGGUUUCAGAAAAAAUGUUGAGUUUACGAAAUAUAAAAAUGAUGCCCAUACACAAUCAUCCGCUUGGAGACAAAGCAAACCUUCAUACAAGUUUUGUGCUGGAGCGAAGGAUGGGUAAAAGACAGAGAACCGUCCCUCUGUGGAAACAGGAAAAUUUUGCGAAAGGGCCGUGGUGGAAGAAACCGGAUAUAAUUAUGACGGCACCUAUCGCUAAAACUUUUCACCCAACUAAUCAGUUUAAAGAUUUAGAAAAUAAAUUUCUUGAAGAAGUGGCGAGUGCUGCUAAACCAGAUCUUCCAGUAGAUAUUGAUGAUCCGUAUAAAAAGGAACCUAAGAUGUGUAUCCUGUGUCCUCGAAGGUAUGAGGAGAAACUGGUUCCUAAUUAUAAAAACCCUAAACUCUUAUCCCAGUUUAUAUCCCCGCAUACUGGCAGGGUAUAUCAGUCACAUAUUACAGGGCUUUGUGCUUAUAUGCAGAGGUUGGUGGAAAUUGAAGUUAGGCGCUCUCAGGACGCAGGGUUUCUAUCUACUCGUGUACGGAAUCCUUUAUAUCUGCAGGACCCCUCACUCUUCAACCCUAGUCGUCCUAUUCGACCUAAUUCAUACUAAAAUAUAAUAUUUUAUAAUUUAUAGUUUUCAGA
Messenger RNA from Eurytemora carolleeae, 656 nucleotides. RefSeq names its product 28S ribosomal protein S18c, mitochondrial (gene mRpS18C). Gene Ontology annotation, biological process: mitochondrial translation. The record is from RefSeq and is a predicted model, not a curated record. The transcript is spliced from 5 exons. Lineage: Eukaryota; Metazoa; Arthropoda; Copepoda; Calanoida; Temoridae. The coding region runs from base 16 to 624 and encodes 202 amino acids. Gene Ontology annotation, molecular function: small ribosomal subunit rRNA binding; structural constituent of ribosome. Gene Ontology annotation, cellular component: mitochondrial small ribosomal subunit; ribosome.